This is a messenger RNA of Corythoichthys intestinalis (scribbled pipefish), 3589 nucleotides long. RefSeq lists its product as uncharacterized. NCBI's taxonomy places the organism in Eukaryota, Metazoa, Chordata, Actinopteri, Syngnathiformes, Syngnathidae. The transcript is spliced from 4 exons. The record is from RefSeq and is a predicted model, not a curated record. The coding region runs from base 271 to 2664 and encodes 797 amino acids.
GAGGAAAUCUAGCACACCUGUCUGUAAACCUGUCCACACGCUGCACUGUCUGAGAAGCAGCGCAGCCACAUCGUAGACUGUAGUGUGGAGAGGUUAUAUUGGUUCGAUUGAAGAUAGCGCGCUCGGAAAGCAGAUGGAGUUUUCACGGUGUCAACAAAAGAACAAAAAAUGACUGAAAAUAAAGUUAAAGAACACCCGUCGAAGCCCUCUGCGUGUCGCAUCAUUCCGAGCGGUCAGCUACAGUGAAAACUCCUCGGCGGCGACCAGCGCAUGUUUCCCGGCUGCAACGGAUUGCCAUUUCGGGAAAAGCGCAUUCAAGGUAAUCUACGGACACAGACACAUGACACAGAGCGACAAGGAGCAAAGAGGAGGGACAUACGCACCCAAUCUGGCAGUGGAAUUGAAGAUCCAGCCAUGACAGCUCGCAUUAUAUCAACACAACAUACGUCUGCCACCUCAAGUAUUGUACCAGUUUUUGUGUCAUCAGUUCAAGAACCACACAGAGAAGUACUCACAUAUGCAAUGCUGGACACACAAAGUGAUUCAACAUUUGUUUUAGAAGAUGUGCUCGACAAAUUAAGUGUAAACGUCCAACCAGUAAACUUGAAACUUAGUACCAUGACCGCAAUUGACACAAUUAUACCCAGCAAGUGCGUUCAUGGUCUACAAGUACGAGGACUCAAUUCUGAGAUCCUCAUUCAAAUACAAAAAGCCUAUAGUCGUGACUUCAUCCCAGUAGAUAAGUCUUAUAUUCCAACAAAGGAGACAGCAUUGCGUUGGCCUCAUCUCAAAACCUUGGCAUGUAAAAUACCACCUCUUCAAGACUGUGAUAUCGGGCUCUUAAUCGGAUACGACUGUCCUACAGCACUGGCUCCUCGUGAAGUAAUUUUAGGUGACACAAACCAGCCGUUCGCACAACGAUCAGAACUAGGAUGGAGUAUAAUAGGUUCAUCAAACCCCCACCUAGACAGACAAGGAAGUCAUAGCUUUGUGCACCGGCUCACAGUCAAGGAGUUGCCAUGUCCAACAACGACAGAUGUUAUAAAGGCCCUUGAAGCAGACUUCAGUGAGAAAGCGUACGAGGAUAGGUACGUGUCACAAGAAGAUGUCCAGUUUAUACAGUUUCUCAGUAAAAAUAUUAAGCAAAAUCAUGACAGCCAUUAUGAGAUGCCCCUUCCUUUCAAAGGUGACAGUUUACCUAAUCUGCCAAACAACAAGAAAUUAGCUAUGGUUCGCUUACAGUGUCUCAAAAGAAAAUUGAAGGCCGAUAAACAAUAUUAUGAUCAAUACAAAACAUUCAUGGAGGAAACUAUUAACAAGGGUGAUGCAGAGCCUGCCCCUACAACAUUCAAAGGUCAAACAGAGUGGUAUUUGCCGCAUCAUGGCGUUUAUCAUCCUAAAAAGCCAGAUAAGUUAAGAGUUGUGUUUGAUGGUUCUUCAAAAUUUCAUGGAAUUUCUUUAAACGACACACUGCUAACUGGACCUGAUCUAAUUAAUCCCUUAGUAGGAGUGCUUUGUAGAUUCAGAAAGGAAAAGGUAGCCAUUAUCUGUGACAUCGAAAGAAUGUUUUAUCAAUUUUCUGUCUCUCCGGAGUCAAGAAAUUAUUUGAAAUUCCUUUGGUGGAAAGGUGGUGAUCUGGAGAAGGAACCACAAGAGUACAGAAUGACAGUUCAUCUCUUUGGAGCCGCAUCGGCUCCGGGAUGUGCCAAUUUUGGCCUCAAGCAUCUAGCAAAACAAUACAAGGAUAAUCAUCCACGGGCAUUAACAUUUUUGGAGAAAAACCUUUAUGUCGAUGAUGGUUUAGCUAGUGUGUCAUCAGUGGAAGAAGCCAAGAAACUGAUCACCGAGUCACAAGAGUUGUGUAAAAUGGGAGGCAUGCGCCUGCAUAAGUUCAAGUCGAAUGAAGAUGUAUCUCCGUCAGAACAGUGUCUCUGUGUUCAGUGGUCAAUUAAAGAAGACGCUUCCAACUUUAACAUAUCUGCAAAGGAUCAGCCUUCCACCCGCCGUGGCUGUUUGUCCGUCAUCGCCUCUCUCUUCGAUCAACCUGGAUUCAUUGCCCCAUUCAUUCUAACAGGAAAGCGAAUCCUUCAAGAGCUUAGUCAACGCAACACUGGAUGGGACAAGCCAUUCUCAGAAGAUAUUAGACCACGGUGGGAGGAAUGGAGGAAUGAUCUUCUCAAAUUGAAACAGGUUGUGAAUCGUGCUCAAUUAAUUAGAAAUGACAAUGAUCCACAGACUUGGGAACUUUUAACACCAAACCAUCUCAUGUUGAAAGCACAAGUUUCCCUUCCUCCUCCUGGAGUAUUUGUAAAGGAAGAUUUAUAUGGGACAAAGCGGUGGAGGAGAGUCCAAUAUCUUAUUGAACAAUUGUGGAGUCGGUGGAAAAGGAAAUACUUCCUUAACAUAUGCACAAGAAAGAAAUGGCACUUACCAAAGCGCAACCUAAAUGUCAAUGAUAUUGUUAUCAUAAGGAACGAUCACCUUUCAAGAAACCAGUGGCAAUUAGGGCGAGUAGUUGAGGCAGUCCAAGAUGGCGAUGGCUUAGUUCGGCGAGUCAAAGUCAGAGUUGGCGUGCGCAAAGCGCAAGAAAAUCAGGGUUCCUCCUUUGAAAUGUCCAUUAUCGAGAGACCAAUUCAAAAAUUAGUUCUUCUCAUGGAGAAUUGAUAGUAGUUAUACACGCACACUGUUGAGAAAUUCUGUACAAUUCAUUUUACUGUUGUUUGUUCAUUGUAACAGAAUUUGGUGGGAGUGUAAAUGGCGUGUGGGUCUGUGAAUUUGCGGGCGUGUCGCAUCAUUCCGAGCGGUCAGCUACAGAGAUAACUCCCACAAACAUUGCGCCACACCUUCCCGAUGGGGGCCGACCCAGGCAGAGCGUUUGGCUUUCACUGUGAUAAACUCAAACACAUGCAGCAUUCAAACGCCAGAUUUAGGUGGAAAAAGUACAAAUGUUUUACUGCAUACAAGCAGGCAAAAGUGAUUUGGUCGAGGAUUCAAGGUAAGAAAUUUAGUGUCCCAAGGUUUACCCCCUUCUCCCCAGUUUUCAUUUUUGUUUUGCUUAUGUGGUCUUACAGCAGCCCAAAGGAGCUUUCAUUUUUUGUUGAGUUUGGCUGUGCUUGUGGACAAAAGCAGUGUUUUUCCUGAAAGAAGGCUCCAUUUUUAUUUAUUUUUGUUAUUCCCUGACUAAGAAGUUUUUUUUUGUAUUUAAUUUAUUUAGACAGACAAUUUUGAGUGGUAUUAAGACAAAUGUUUAUUUAUUUAUAUUUUUGCAUUCCUGGACACUUAAGAGAUGAUUAACAAGUUUGUAUUUCAUCUGUAUGUUAAUAUAAUUUGUGUUCAAAUAGGGCAAUUUAAAUUUCCGAAUAAAAGUCCAGACAUUUAUUCAGGAAGUUUACAAAAUGUUUCUUUAGCGGUUAUUGAAAACAAAGGUUUGAAUCAACUUGUGUGUCACCUGAACCAAUACAUAUGCACUGCAAAAACCCACCUCCUUAAAAUUGAAGAAAAAUAAAUAAAUUCCUUCAUUUUUAGUGUAAAUCUACUAGAAAUAAUUGAAAUUAUCUGCUAGUGCUUCAAGUAAAUUUUACUCAGAUUU